Rhopilema esculentum is the source of this 2944-nucleotide messenger RNA. RefSeq names its product allene oxide synthase-lipoxygenase protein. NCBI's taxonomy places the organism in Eukaryota, Metazoa, Cnidaria, Scyphozoa, Rhizostomeae, Rhizostomatidae. The record is from RefSeq and is a predicted model, not a curated record. Gene Ontology annotation, molecular function: oxidoreductase activity, acting on single donors with incorporation of molecular oxygen, incorporation of two atoms of oxygen; metal ion binding. Gene Ontology annotation, biological process: lipid oxidation.
GAGAAGAAGGAAUUCAGUAGUUCGGGUUUCUGCACGAAAACGUUGGUCCCUUGACUCAGAAGAGUCUAUUUUGCCUUGGGUCAGGUUUAUCGUGCUUGUUUGGUAGGCUCUUUCCAUGCUGUUUUCUUCUCGCAACUGUUUUGGCACAAGCUUGCUUAUGAAAUGGUGACUGACGAAGUAUGAGUUCCUCUACUGGCUACCAGGUGAGCUUUGUGAAAUAUCAACACGUGAAGAAUCAAGCAGCUAUUGCAGGAAAAUACGCGAUGAAAGUCUAAAAAUGGAGCAAGUUUUUUACAAGCUGACAAGAGAGAUUUCGAACCCGGGCCCAGCAGAUGCACCCAUGCCCCUUCUGGAUCAACCUCUAAACGCAACCUUCAAACACUUCCUAACAGACAAAUUCGACGCCCAUUGCUUCAAUAUCCAGUUCAUUGUACUUUACAAAAUGUUGGAUGGCAUAUCUCAGGCAGCAUUGAAGCAUUUUGCAACCCAGAACUUCACAACCUUUCACGAAUAUAACAAUGUUGCUCGGUUUUUUAAAAAAUCCCUUGGGUUGCACGAUAAAGAGAAACAGAAGUAUUUUAAAGAUCCUUCGAUUAGCUAUCCUUUCAUGAAAGAUUUUACAAAGAAUGAUCAUUUUCUUUCGGAUGAGUACUUUGUGGAAACAUUUCUGGCAGGUUCAAGUGUCAUGGUACUGCGUCGCAUUACAAGAAGAGGCAAAAUUGGUACUAAUUGGAAUGUCCUAAAACAAAGAUUGAAUCCAAAGUUCAACUGGGGUAAAGCGAUUCACUCUGUUACAAAAAGAGGCUGUUGGCAGUCAAUCAUUGGAAGAAUGGUGUAUGUUGCAGAAUUUCCAUUGCUUACUGGAUUAAAGAACCUCCCCAACAUAUUGCCUAGAAAAUAUCCACCUGGUGUCAAGAUGAUCCCCCAAACCAACCCCAUCGCAAUAUUUGCAAGUCGGUAUAAUCCAAAGAAAAGGAAAUACGAGCUGAAACCUGUCGCAAUUCAGAUAGAUGACACACAAGCGGCAAAAGUGUAUGCUCCAUGCGAUGGAUUUCAUUGGCAAGUUGCAAAAGCGAUUUUUCAAGUCUCCAGUAUGUAUUACACACAAGUUCACGAGCAUUUACUGCGCACUCACUUUCGUAUGGAACCAAUUUGUGUUGUUUUGAAACGGCAGCUAUCCAAGUUCCAUCCCCUGCACGAGCUACUGAAAUACCACUGUAGAGGACUAGUCGCGGUAAAUGCAAAUGGUUUAAAGGCACUUAAUAGCCCAGGGGGUUUCCUGAACCAGCUAUUCGGAUAUGGACACGAUGGUAGUUUGAAAUUGAUGCAAAGAGGAUAUGAGAAGAUGGUAUGGAAUGACAUUGGUCUGGAAAACAAUAUUGAGGAACGUGGGAUGAACGACAAAAAGAAAGUUCCUUUUUAUCCGUACCGCGAUGAUGGCAUCGUCGUCGAUCGAGUAAUAAAGAAGUUUGCAAGGUCUUUUGUUGAUAUAUAUUACGGUGCUGAUGAAGACGUUCAACAGGACAGCGAGCUUCAAAGCUUUAUAAACGAGCUUUCUAUUAACGGAAGGAGGCCGCCAAACAAUGGAACCGGAAGGGUUAAAGGUCUACCUUCACAUUUUACAACGAAGUUUCAAGUUGCAAAGUUUCUUUCAGAAGUACUCUGGAUUCAAGUUCAUCAUGCUUUGAUGACCUAUCCACCGCUCGUUUUUGAAUCGACAAUGGCUCUAUCUCCAUCUAAACUUUAUGCAGAUUCUAGAGGAUACAAGGAAAAGAAUCUUGCCUAUAUGCUCUCAGGUCCUCAGGCAGCUAUUAUCCAAUCAAGGCUGGCUGCAAGCAUUGGAACUGUCCAUUACGACAGUCUGUUUGAUUAUGGUGAAGAGCUGAGAGACGAACCAAUGAAAAGACUAGUAGCAAGGACUUACAGGGAACUAAUGGAGAAAGUAAAACCACUGCUUGAUAGAAGAAAUGAGCGAAGGUUGAAAAGGGGACAAGCCACAUACCCAUUCAUCGUUCCUGGUUGGGUUCCAAACAGCAUCACCACAUAGAAAAGAAAAUUGUACCUCAAGUUGAGGUGCACUAAUUCAUUUCUCGUUACUUGGCAAACUUAUGGCAAAAUGCAAUAAAGAACGGAAAUGACAUAAACUCAACAACCAAUAUUAAGCCAAGGUCAUGCAACCAGUAUCCUAAAUUAUACAGCCGCUAAAAAAGUUAACUAACAUAUUUCAAAGUAGGCAUGGGUUCUAGAAAUAAAUCUUAAUGUGUACGGAGCUUCAUUUCUCUUAGGCCAGUAACCUUUCUGCCUAUUGUUUGAAUAAUGGAUUGGAUAGGACGCUUUCUUAAAAAAUAUCCUGCAGCCUCACUAGCAUGAAAAGUUCCUAUCACGAAUAUAAAUAAUUGAUAGCAGGUUUUACAGAAAACAAAUCGCGGCACUAAAGUAUAUUAAACUGAAAACCCUAUUAUCUUGCUUUUCACCGGAAAAAUUAACUAAAAGUAUUGUCUUUAAAAGCCCAAAACUAUUUACGGGUCAAAAUAGGUGAUUUUUGCAAGCCUUGACGUUUUUGAUAGAGACCUUGAUAGAAAACGUAUCUUUUAGAGCGUGAAUGUCCUUUCAUUGGAGACAAGUCUUGAAUAAAAUCCUUUUGUCUUUGAUGUAGCAAGGCGGAAAUUCGUUUUCGUCCAAUUAGAUGCUUUGUUUACAAUUUUCUUUUAGCCAAUCAGAGCUUGCCAAUUUUGCCUGGUUUGUUUACAACUUUCUCAAAAGCACCCCUAGCUGAAGGAAAUUAAAUAUUGAAGGAAAUUGAAAUGUUUAUUAAGACCAUUAGGAAAAAGGAUUUUUAAGUUAAAAAUUAAUGUGUGUUCAUGUGUGUGCAAGUACGGCAGAGGUGAUGUUGGCAGGGGAUAGUACCAGGCUGUUGUGAUGUUUGGCUUUAUCAUCAACCAUA